Striga asiatica is the source of this 2973-nucleotide messenger RNA. Lineage: Eukaryota; Viridiplantae; Streptophyta; Magnoliopsida; Lamiales; Orobanchaceae. The record is from the annotation of a GenBank genome assembly.
AUAUAAGCAAUCUGUUUAAAACCCUAAAACCCUAACAGCCAAAAUCAAUACCUCCUAUCAAUGCCAAUCAAGGAAUUCUCAUUAAUCGAUAAAGACAAAAAAUAAAAAAAAAAGAUAAUGGAAAUCGACCAAUCCAAUGACGAAGGCGAGAGAAGAUCCGAUAUGCUGCGAAAUCUCUCGGCCAACGGCCCGCUGCCCAUUUCCAUGGCGAAGCUCUCCGGCUCGUCGCGCAUCUUACCCUCCCGAAAGGACUUCCAUUUCUACAACAAUUUUCAAGAAUUCAAGCUCCCCAUCAAGGAAUUCGACAAGAAGUCGAAGAAUCUGCUGGAGAAAAUCGGUGCGUCGAAGGAAUUGUUCGGUAAGCAAAUCCCUCUGCCGGACGACAAGGACGUCGAGUUGGAUGAUGACGCGGCGCUCGAUUGGCUGGUUAAUGUGAACGACGAGAUUUUCGAGAGGUUUGACGUGUCCUUGGAUGAUUUCAGGGGGCUGCGUAAGGAGGAAGAGGAGAGUGGCGUGAGGACGAUGAGGGUCAAUGGGGUUGAUGAGGAUGGGUUUCAGAUGGUUUAUGGAAAGAAGAACAAGAAACCUGUGGGGGGUGUGGCGAGGAAUGUUGAUGGGGAAGUGAAAGGGGCUCAUGAAGUGAAGGUUGCGACCAAGUUGAAGCCAAAAAUCCCGUUUCAUGUACCUUCCAUAACGAAGCCGCAGGAUGAGUAUAAGAUCAUUGUGAAUAAUACGAACCAGCCGUUUGAGCAUGUAUGGUUGCAGAGGAGUGAGGAUGGUUCUAGGUUCUUACAUCCUUUGGAGGAGCUCUCCGUACUCGACUUUGUUGAUAUGAGUGAUAGUAUAGAUGAACCCGAAAAACCUCUUCCGAUCGAACUUACGCCACUCAAAUUUGUGGAGGAUGUGAAAGACUUGAAGAAGUUAGCCAUCUCGCUGCGUAAUGUGAAUGAAUUUGCGGUUGAUUUAGAACACAACCAUUAUAGGUCCUUUCAAGGGCUGACAUGUUUGAUGCAAAUAUCUACAAGAACGGAAGACUUUAUCAUUGAUACUCUGAAACUUCGCAUUCACAUUGGUCCGUAUCUCAGAGAAGUAUUCAAAGAUCCAACUAAGAGAAAGGUAAUGCAUGGAGCAGACCGUGAUAUCAUGUGGCUUCAACGAGACUUUGGCAUUUAUGUCUGUAAUAUGUUUGACACGGGACAGGCCUCAAGGGUUUUGAAAAUGGAAAGGUACAGCCUGGAACAUCUAUUGAAUCAUUUCUGUGGAGUUACAGCAAACAAAGAAUACCAGAAUGCAGAUUGGAGAAUUAGACCUCUUCCGCAGGAGAUGAUCAAUGUUACUAUUCUUGUUGUCCUUUCAUGUCAAGUGGAUUGUUUGCUUUUUGAAAAUGUGGAAUUACCUUUUCCUUUUGUGACUUUAGAUUCUCUUGUCUACAAACGCAGUUAUGAUAUUUGCACUCAACUCUAUGAGAAAGAGCUUCUGACAGAAUCUUCACAUCUUCAUAUUUAUGGGGUGCAAAGUGCUGGGCUGAAUGCUCAACAGCUAGCAGUUGUUUCUGGACUUUGUGAGUGGAGGGAUGUCAUUGCUCGUUCAGAAGAUGAGAGUACUGGUUAUGUUUUGCCCAAUAGAAUUCUUAUUGAAAUUGCUAAGGAGACGCCUCUCACAACAAACCACUUGCGUCGGGUCUUGAAAUCUAAGCACCCUUAUAUCGAACGGAAUCUUGGUUCAGUUGUCAGUAUUAUAAGGCACUCAAUUCAAAAUGCCUCUGCAUUUGAGGAGGCUGCUGAACUUCUUAAUGAAAGACGCUUGGAAUUGGCAAACGAAGAACACACUUUGGCCACAGAGGAAACAGAAGUGCCAAAUUCUGAAGCUCCUGAUGAAAUAUCGAAGAUUGUUGAGGGAGUCGAUAAUGUGCAAAACUGCAGUUUGUGUAAUGAUCCUGUGGUUGAGAUUGGGGAAAAUAGUGAAAAGGGUAAAAAUGAUAUCAGUAUUGCAAAUGAUAAGAGUGAGACGCAGCCUGUACUUGGUGGAGACCCUAAAGAUGGACAUGCUAAUAUGAGCUCAUCACAUUCUGCUGAAGCAACUGUUCAGCUGCUGAAGAAGCCUAGCCGAGCUUUUGGCGCCUUGCUUGGAAAUUCAGCAAAGAGGAAGUUCAAUCCUGAUGAAAAAACAGUACACGGAAGCGGCAAACUGGAUCAGAUAAAAUCAACGGUUACCCUUCCUUUCCUUACAUUCUCGGACAUGAACGAGAGACUCCAAACAUAUCCUGAAGAAACUGCCAAGAAUCUCGAUACUGCGCAGCACACAGAAUCUUCAGCUCCUGUCCCAGCCUCGACUCUAGAUGACAUGAUCAUCUUGGAUGCUGACUCAGACUCCAAUGAUGACCUGGCAAGAGAUGACACGCGCGCCCCCAACAGCUCCAAUGACCCUCCUGAAAGAACGGAGCAAGAACAAAAUUCGGGUUCAGAUAUGGAUGAGCCCAUGUCACUCGAUGACCUGUCUUCCAGCUUCCAGAAGUGCCUACCUUCGCCAGCUCAGACUAUAAGUGGUAAAGGCGUUGGUAAAUCUCCAUCUUUCUUGGAGGUGAAGCCUUUUGACUAUGAGGCUGCACGAAAACAGGUGAAAUUUGGGGGAAAUCGCAAAGGAGAUGCAAUGGGUGAUGAUGAUGAUGGUAGUGUUAAGAAACAACAAGACAGGAAAAAGGGUUUGGUGAAGGACAAGUCAGGGAAGGAUGAGAGCCCCACAGAGUUUGGACAAGGUCGAAGGCGCCAGGCUUUUCCGGCUUCUGGCAAUCGUAGUGCGACUUUUCGUUGAGUGAUGAAGGGGUAAGUAGAAAAUAGGACAUUGUUUGGAUGUUGUAUUUUUAUUUAUUAUGGAUAGUGUUUAAAUAUAUAUAUUGUGGUAGAUGACUUUGGUGGGGUAAUUUAUAUAAAACAAAAAACAAAAAAAAUAAGUGGACAAAAAUAACAAAUAAAA